Molecule: messenger RNA, 1566 nt
Organism: Penicillium riverlandense
Lineage: Eukaryota; Fungi; Ascomycota; Eurotiomycetes; Eurotiales; Aspergillaceae
Exons: 5
Coding region: 1-1566 (521 amino acids)
Molecular function (GO): oxidoreductase activity, acting on paired donors, with incorporation or reduction of molecular oxygen; monooxygenase activity; heme binding
Source: RefSeq, a predicted model, not a curated record
AUGCUGGGCUGCUACUCCUUUUUACGGGGCUUCUGGACUUCAUCCUCUGCCAACUUGAAAUGGAUCCCUGGGCCACAGGGGAAGGCCUUCAAAGGGAAUGCUCAGGAGCUCCAAACCAAUGGUGCCGCUAGCUGUACAGCCUGGUUCUCUCUUUACAAGCGAUAUGGGCCUGCCUACGAGAUGACGAUCCCUUUCUUUCGCAUGCAUAUAAUCAACCAUCCCAUUUACCUCGAACACAUUCAAAAGCACAACAGCAAGAACUACGUACGCGGAAGCUUUAUCCGUAAUGCUUUUGGACCACUCCAUAGGACCGGUAUUUUCAUUGUCGAUGGAAAUGAAUGGCAAUUCCAGCGCAAGUCGGCAACGCGAGCAUUCAGCAAGCGGAACUUUGAAAACCACAUCACGAAGUCCCUUCACCAAUCGCUCGAUAUUCUUACUGGACUUCUGGCUAAUCUGGCCAAGGAGCAAACGGAAUUUGACUUUCAGGAAUUGAUGGGACGAUUCAUGUUCUGUCUCUUUCUUCGAGUCGCUUUCCAUGAGGAUAAGCUCGCCCGAGAGAUUUUGUCAGAGGAUCCCGAGAGCCUCAGAUCAGUGCCUGAUUAUAUUGCAGCAUUUGAUAAGGCCGCCCUCUGUGAGUCAAUCACCGAAAAGCUGUCCGGCGAGGACAAAAUUACCAAACGAGCUACGAAUCUCUUCUACUCAAAGAUUGAUGAUAUUAUCAACAAACGCCUUGAUGCUAUGCGAAAUGGCUAUACACCUGAUCCAGAUGGUGGAGUUGAUCUCCUAGAUCUCUUUGCCCAAUCAACAACUGAUCCAUACAAAUUGGGUGGAAUGGUCUUCUCAUUUCUAUCUGCUGGCCGUGAGUGGUUGCAACUCCCCUCCCUCAGUUUGAGCCACCCGCUAAAGGCCUUGCGUCACACAGGCGACACAACGGCAUACAGUCUUACAUGGCUCAUGAAGGAGAUUUAUCACAAAGACAAUCAGCAUCUCGAUGCCGCGAAUAAGAUCCGCGCCGAGGCAGAGGAACUUGGUUUAACCAAUGGCUACCUGAAUUAUGGUGAUGCACCGAAACUGCGCUUUGCAAAUGCCAUGUGGGAUGAGACCGCUCGCCUUGAUACGGUCUCUCCUGCUGGCCAAAUGGAGGCAGCGGAAGACGACAUUCUUCCUGCGGUGCCUGAACUCAAACUUCCCCCUCGUCAUGUGAAAAAAGGUGAUGUCGUCAGCUACCAGAAUUAUGUCUUGUCACGGAUGCCUGAAGUCUGGGGAGAGGACGCCUCCGUCUUCAAUCCCUACCGAUGGUUCAAAGAAAACGGAGAAAGCGUGUCCUACAGUCCAUUCAGUACGAAGCCACUCAUAUUUGAAGUAGCAUUAUUGGUUUCAAGCUUGCUGAUGCUAUGGCAUGUAGAAUACCACUCCUGGAAUGCCGGGCCGCGCAGCUGUCUCGGACGCGCACUCGCAACGUACGAGGGCAUUGCUGUCAGCACCGCGAUUCUCCAACGUUUUGAUGUCAUCUUAACAGACGAUUCCAAGACUUAUGAGCCUCUUGCUGCCCUGAACAUGGUAUGA